Molecule: messenger RNA, 4258 nt
Organism: Rotaria sordida
Lineage: Eukaryota; Metazoa; Rotifera; Eurotatoria; Philodinida; Philodinidae
Source: the annotation of a GenBank genome assembly
AUGAUUAUCGGUAAUCAACUUCUUUCAGCUUUAGAAACAAAUAUUAUUCCUUUGUAUGCUCAAAUUUUUAAUGGAUCUCUGCAAUUAGGACAUUAUAUGGUUUAUAAUAUUUCCAAUGAUUCCUAUUGUGAUUGUCAAAUCAAUGUUAACUGUCGAGUACAUUCAGGUAUUUUCAAGGAAUUGGAACAAUCUUUGGUUAAUAUGGUUUUUGGUAACACCCGACUGAUGCUAAUGAAAAUUGAUGGAUUUUCAGCUGGUUGUAUGCCAAUGGAUUCAAUACUUCAAUCGACUCUUCAAUGUUUUUAUAAUCAGACAUGUUUGAACGAACUUCUGUCAUUUUUAUCUACGAAUGAAAGUUUUACAGCUAUGAAUAUUUCUAAGUAUAGUCGUUUCAAACCAAGUUCUAUUGUAAAAGAAAUAGUCAAUGAAUUAAUGGUUGAAGAAUGGAUAACAAAUAUAUCAUAUGAAAAAUAUUAUACUCAAUGUGCACCUGUUCGAUGUACUUAUUCAAAAGUAGAAAAACAUGAUAUGGUAAAUGUAUUGACAACAGUCAUUACUUUUCAUGGUGGAUUAACAUUAGUAUUGAAACUUAUUAUUGCACAUGUUGUUCGAUUUAUACGUCGGAAAAAAGAUAAUGAACCAAGUUCGCGAAUAUCUUAUCUUGAUUUUCGAGCUAAUGCUGGUCAUCAAUUUCAGAUUCUAGCCACUUUAUGUGAACAAGCUCAACAAACAGUAAAUAGUGCUCUUCAAGUAUUUCUUCAAAAACAAUUUGUUAGUUCUCAAAUCAUUUCUCAAGAACUUUUUCGAUCUCAAAUCAACGAAAAUAUUGAAGAAUGGAAAUCAAAUACUCUCAAUUCAUUUUUACAUCCAAUUCAAUUAAUUCGUGUUACAAAUCAAGGAAAUCAACUUAUCAAUAGUUUUCAUAAUUUCUAUUUUCAUCUAAAUCAAAUUUCUGGACAAUUAAUUCUAGUACCAACUAAUUAUUCAACUUAUUCAUGUGCAAGAUCUAGUGCAUAUCGAACUCAUAUGGGUAUAUUCGUAUACAACAUGACAACCCUUGAUUAUGUUGAACUUUUUCGUAUUCCUAACUUUUUUACUGGUUGCUUUCUAGUUGAAUCUUUACUCGAAUCGGGUUUAGAAUGUUUUUAUGAUCAUCAAUGUAUGAACAUCAUUGAAUCUUACACGUCUAAUACAACAACUAAUUUUUCACUACUUGAUACAACUCGUAAUUCACCAAAUGAAACGGUUCAAUCAAUUAUUAAUCGAUUAAUGAUCGAUGCAUGGCAAUCAAAUAUAUCAUUUAGUGCUUAUUAUAAGAUGUGUGCACCAUUAUCUUGUACGUAUGAACAAAUACGUCAACAUGAUAUUGUCUAUCUAAUCUCAUCUAUAUUUGGUGUAUUUGCUGGUCUGUUAUUUGGAAUAGAACUUCUUAUUUUAAUUAUACUUCGUUUUAUUGAAAACAUGGCUAAUGAUUUUUCUUUAAUCGAACUGAAAAGAAGAUUUAAAGAUUUAUUUAUCUGUCCCAAGAAAGAACAAAUUAUCAAUCGAUGUCAUUUUAUUUUACUUAUAGUCAUCAUAUUUCUCCUCUAUACGGCUAUAUCUCUUACGCUAGUGCCUAAAGCUGAACGAGUCAUUAGACCAUCUUUAUUCACCUAUCAAUAUCUACUAACAAAUUACCAAGACUCACUUCAAUGCUCUUGUUCGCAUAUAUCAAUUGAAUAUCAAUCAUUUCUUACGAUCACCUCUCGUAUUCAUCAAAUCUGUUCAAGUGAUUUUGUCUCAAACGAUUGGAUUGAUUAUAUUUAUAAUACUAUUGAUCCUUUUCAUUUGAAUUAUACUGAUUUUCGAACAACAGCUACUGGUCAAUAUCAACUAUUGGCUUCAUUCUGUCAACUCUCUCGACAAGUACUUGACGAUGCUUUAUCGAAUCUAUUAACUAGUCAUUUUAUUGACACCGAACUGCUCUCAUAUAAUGUAUUAUAUGAACGAAUUCAAUCAUCUCUCAAAGAAUUUCAAAUGACGAUACCUAAUUCAUUUCUUAAUUCACUUUCAGUCAUUCGUCAGACAACAGGAGCAAACAUGCUUUAUGAAUAUGUUUAUGACCAACCAUUGAGUUAUCAAGGAUGUAAUUGUGGACUAUCAUCGAAAUGUGUUCAAUCAUCUAGAGGUAUGAUGGCUGGUUGUUAUCCACUUGAAGCACUUCUUCAAUCAACAUUUCAAUGUUUCUAUAACCAAGCAUGUAUUGAUUCAAAUAACGUUUUUCAAGCUCUUAAUACUUCUUCUAGCACAUCAAGUCAAUUCUUAACAAAUUCAACUAUUGAAUCUAUAUUAAAUGAAUUAAUGGUUGAAGAUUAUUCAAUAAAUAUAUCAUAUGAAAAUUACUUUUCUAAAUGUGAACCACUUUUAUGCAGUUAUUCGUAUAGUGGACAUCGUGAUAUCCUGGAAUUAACAUUGAAUAUUAUUGGAAUUUAUGGUGGCAAUAAACCAUUAAGGCCUGUCAUAAAUCCGUUGGCUGCUAAUCAUCCGCUACCGGAGAAACAAAGAGAUCCAAUUUCAUCACCUCCACCAUUUACUUAUCCAUCCUCAAGUUCUCCACCAUAUCCCUCAAGUUAUCCACCAGCUCCAGCAAACUAUCCUCCACCAACUCCAACGAACUAUCCUUCAUCACCUUCGACGAGCUAUCCUCCACCAACUCCAACGAACUAUCCUUCAUCACCUUCGACGAACUAUCCUCCACCAACUUCAACGAACUAUCCUUCAUCACCUUCGACGAACUAUCAUCUAGCGCCGUCGUUUUCAUUUCCAACACAAAUAGGACAACUUAGUGGUGGCGCCAUAGUAAAUUUUAUCUCUCAUCUUUGGGGCGGUGGUCGGUACACCGACAGUUGAGCCUGCAACGAUUGAGCCACGACAGUUGAGCCCCGACAUUCGAGUCUCCCGAUACUUGAGUUCCCGACAGUUGAGCCCCAGACAUUUGAGCCUCCCGAGAGUAGAGUCCCGACAUUUGAGCCCGCCCCCCCCCGCCUUAUCAGUACACACCCUCAGUUGCAUCUGUACUCUCAUCCUCAUUCACACCUUCAUUUGCACCCCCAUCUGCACCUUAUUUGCACCCUCACUCUGACUCUGACUCUCAUUCUUGAUCACACGUUACUCUCACUCUGAGGGGCUACCGGGAUUUAUUUUUUUGGGAUUUAUUUUUUAUAGAGGACCUAUUUAUUAACUGAGGAUUUAUUGGGAUUUAUUAGCUGUAUCAGUAUUUCAGCGCACCCUCAUCCUUGUCCUUGCUCCAACGCUCACCCUCAAUAAGCCUUCGCCCUCACCCUCACUAAGCUCUCAUCUUCAGGACUUAUGCAGGAUUUAUAUCAAAAUGUAUGAGUAUUUAUUAAAAAAUCCCAAUAAAUCAGAAGAAAAACCAAUCCCGGUAGAGUCAAUUUCCCUAAUAACGACGGGAAAAUGUUCACUCAUUUUGUUUGACCUCGUUCACAGUCAUUUUACACCCGAUUGAAAAUAUUUUGAUAUUUGGAUAAACCUUGGAUUCUCCUCUUUCGAAUGAUAUGAUCACAGCCUUUCUACAUCAUACUGCAGUGAAGAAAUCAGCGGUCCACGAUCAAGGACUCCAUCCGUCGUUAUUAGGGAAAUUGACUCUACCUACUGCUCACUCUUUAUCAUACUGAACAAUGUAUAUAAAUUUUAUCAUAGAUUUUGAUAAAAGUUACUAUGGAAGGCUCAAAUGUUGGGGCUCUACUGUCGGGAGCUCAACUGUCGAGAUGCUCAAAUGUCGGGAGGCUCAAAUGUCUGAGGCUCAUCUGUGGGGAGCUCAAGUGUCGCGAGGCUCAAAUGUCGGGGCUCAACUGUCGUGUCACGGAGUUUGAAAAAAAUAAAGAUCUAUCACGACGCGUUUCGGCUUAAUUUCAAAGUCUCAUCAGGUGGUUUAGUAAAAUCUGCAUAGAUUGAAAUAAAAUUUGCCUAAAAUUAAAUCGCAAGUCAAAUAGAUCGACUUCCAAUAUUAAUUUUAAAUAAAUCCUUUCAAAGAGCAGCAGAUAGUCUUUAAGAGAGAGUCCACGACUAUACCGAGAAUUUUCCUACUAUGCUGUCAUUUGAAAACUAUUGAUCUACCUUUUUGAUUAGUACAAAUGAAAGAGUAUGCUAAGAAACUUCUAAAUUCAAAAUUGUAGCCUUUCCUGACUGAUCUUUAACACUUGUACUACCAACCAGGGUCGGGUGUGGGUGUGGGUGUGGGUGGGUGUGGGUGUGGGUG